Messenger RNA from Closterium sp. Naga37s-1, 5394 nucleotides. The record is from the annotation of a GenBank genome assembly. Lineage: Eukaryota; Viridiplantae; Streptophyta; Zygnematophyceae; Desmidiales; Closteriaceae.
UCGCCAUGCCAUGUUCCCGCCUCUUCCCCCUCAACCUCCCCUCCUCUUCCCCAUUACUUCCCCUCCCCAUCCGUCCGCCCAUCAGCGGAGCUCCUGGCGCAGAUGCUGCGCGAGGGGCACCUUCCGCGCGUGGCGGUGUGGAGCGCCGUGGUGAGCCGCAUGGGGCGCGACCCCGCGCUCGCUGCCGCCGCCGUGAGGCUCUUCAGGGACUGUUGCGAUGUCGCUGCUGCCAAGGUGCGUUGCUCCCUGGCAAACUUCCCUCACCCGAUCCCCACACAUUCUCUCACCCAUUCCCCACACAUGCCCACACCCAUUCCUUGCACGCACUCGCGCCCCCUCCCCCCACCCUUCUCCCUCCCUCCCCAUUUCCCCCUAUUCCCCCUAUUCCCCCUUCUACACUCCCCCCAUGCGCCUCCUAUCCCCCCACUUCCCCCCCAGAGCGCCUCCCACAUGCGUCCGGACACAGCAGCCUUCAACGCGGCGAUCAACGCGGCGGUGACAGCUGGCGACCUCCCAUUGGCGGAGCGGCUGCUGGGGGAGGGCAUGGCGGGGGCGGGCGUGUCCCCCGACGCCAUCAGCUUCAACAUUCUGAUCAAGGGACGCGCGGCACAGGGCAUGCCCGAGAGGGCGCACGAACUGCUGAGACACAUGCUGGUGAGUGUGGAUUGGCAUGGAGUGCGCAGGGGAGGGUGUGCAAGGGGGGGGGCAUUGGUCGCAGGGCGUGCAGCCACAUGCAGUGUCGUUCAACUCAGUGGUGGCUUGGCGCAGGGCGUGCAGCCAGACGCAGCAUCGUUCAACUCGGUGGUGGGGGGGUACGUCGCAUGCGGCAUGAUCGGGCGCACCACCGCACAGCACCACCUCAUACCCUACGCAGCGUCGUUCAACUCAGUGGUGGCGGGGUACGUGGCGUGUGGCAUGUUGGGGGAGGCGCAGGCGCUGGUACAGACCAUGUGGGACCUGGAGGAGGCGCAGGGGGCAGGGCAGGGGCAGGAGGGGCAAGAAGGGGAAAGGGAAGGGGAAGUGGAAGGGGAGGAGAAGGGCGCGGUGCAGGGAGAGGCGGGUGGGAAGCAUCGGGUGGGGGUGGGGCCCAACGUGCGCAUGCUCUCCAUCCUCAUCAAGGGGCUCGUCGCCUCUGGAGACCUCGCAGCAGCCUUUGAGUGGUUUGAGCGCAUGAAGCAGCGGGCUGACACGGCGCCCAACCACAUCACAUACGCCACGCUCAUGCACGCCCUCGUCUCCUCGCCACCCCACCUCAUCCCCGCUCCCAUCCUCGCCCGCGCUGCCGCUGCCUCUGCUGCCUCUGCUGCCGCCACCCCUGCCACUGGAGCCACUGCAGUUAGCUCUGCAACGCAGCAAGCUGCCCUCACUGCCCGCAGCAGCAAGCCCCCAGCACCUCCCCUUGCCUCCGCCACCACACCCGCCACCUCUCCCGCUAUCGCAACUGCUGCUGCUGUUUCUGCGGGGCGUGCUGAGUCGCGGGGAGCCGUGGCAUCUCUGAGGAAGCCGAGCAUGUGGACGGCCGACAGGCCGAGCAACGCAGGUGCAGGCAGAGAAAGUCGUAGCGGCGCUGGGAGUCUUAAUGGCGCAGGCAGGCGAGAGGCGCUAGAACAGCAGGGGCUGGAGAGUGGCCGUGCUGGUGUGCUGGCUGGUAGCAGCAGCAGGGGUGAGUUAGACCGUCCAGGGAACAUAGAUGAGUUAGCAGUGGUGGCAGCGCGGCAGCUGCUAGAGGAGAUGAGAGCGCGGGGCGUGGCGGGCAACACUGCCGUGCUGAACGUGCUGGUCAAGGCCCACUGUGACCGUGGCCAGAUGGGGGCGGUAGAGGCAUUGUUGAGGGAGAUGGGGUGUGGCGGAGGUACAGGUGGUAGGAAGCAGCGGCUGCUGCAAGGCACGCCGUCCCCUGCUGCACCCGCUGCUGGGGAGGCUGCUGACGCCUCUCAGGGUGCUUCUGAGGGUGCGAUCCCCCGUGGAGCGGCCGUGUGGGGCGUGCGGCCGAACGCAGCGACGUUUGCGACCAUCAUUGCGGCGUGUGGCAGGGCGGGCGCGUGGAAAGGGCGGGGACAGGCGAGGUGGAGUUCUCGCAGUGAUGCUGUUAGUGGCGCUGCUGCUGCCGCUGCUGGGGCUGGCGUGCUGCCUCAGGGUGCUGCUGGCUCUUAUGAGAGAACCGCGGGCAGCAGUGGGGCGAUGAGCAUUGGUGCAGAGGCAGCAGUGCAGUGGUUUGCGCGCAUGCGGCGGGAAGGCAUAGCACCAACGGUGCAGGUGUACACGGCGCUCAUCUCCGCCCUUGGCCAGGCCCCUGAUGCUGACCCUGCCCGCGCCCUCUCCGUGUUUGAAGACAUGCUUGUGGAGGCUGGGAGCAGUGGAGUGCGGUUGGGAGGGAGAGAGAGCGGUGGUGGGAGUCGGGGAGGGAGAGGCGGCACGGUGGUGAGCGGUGGAGAGGAGUUGCGGGUGGAUGCGGCGGCGUGGGGUGCGGUGAUUGACUCACAGGCGAGGGCAGGGCUGGUGGACCAAGCGUGGAGUCUGUACCAGCGAGCCAAGGUGGGCAUACCUACUCUCUUCACCUCCGUUCCGUGUCACCUUCAUUCUCCGCUCACCACCUCGCUCUCACCUUGCUCUCACCUCGCUCUCACCUCGCUCUCACCUCGCUCUCACCUCGCUCUCACCUCGCUCUCACCUCGCUCUCACCUUGCUCUCACCUCGCUCUCACCUCGUUCUCACCUCGCUCUCACCUUGCUCUCACCUCGCUCUCACCUCGCUCUCACCUUGCUCUCACCUUGCUCUCACCUCGCUCUCACCUCGCUCUCACCUCGCUCUCACCUCGCUCUCACCUUGCUCUCACCUUGCUCUCACCUCGCUCUCACCUCGCUCUCACCUUGCUCUCACCUCGCUCUCAUCUUGCUCUCACCUCGCUCUCACCUCGCUCUCACCUUGCUCUCACCUCGCUCUCACCUCGCUCUCACCUCGCUCUCACCUUGCUCUCACCUCGCUCUUACCUCGCUCUCACCUUGCUCUCACCUUGCUCUCACCUCGCUCUCACCUCGCUCUCACCUCGCUCUCACCUCGCUCUCACCUUGCUCUCACCUUGCUCUCACCUCGCUCUCACCUCGCUCUCACCUUGCUCUCACCUCGCUCUCACCUCGCUCUCACCUCGCUCUCACCUCGCUCUCACUGAUGACGAAUCUCCAUCCUCCCACCACACUCCUCGCAUGCGAGGGACCAUCCUCCCACCACACUCCUCGCAUGCGAGGGACCAACAACUGCUCGUGCUCUCUUCUUGCUGCAUUCCAAGGCCCACUCACGCCACCGCUCAUGAUGCUCCCUCCUCUUCUUGCUGCUGCCUCGCUUCUGGCCGCACCACUUGGUGGCGGCUUCAGUCUUCCCCACGCCAACCACCUAUGGCAGCUUAGGCCGCACACUGGCAACAGCGGAGAGGGCAGGGGAGGCGCUGGUGUUGUGGCAGCCUCGAUUGCCCCUACCCCAGCCACAUACGGCAGUCUGGUGCGAGCGCUGGCAGCAGCAGAGAGGGCCGGGGAGGCGCUGGUGCUGUGGCGCGACUUGAAGGAGCGUCUGGUGGGGGCGCAGGGUAGUGAUUGGGAGGAGGGGUUGGGGGGAAUUGCGGGCGGGGAAGAAAGGUGGGAACUAAUGGGAGAGGCGAGGGAGGGGCGGUGGGAGGAGCGAGGUGAGACGGGAGGGAGCGGGGGUGAGGGAGGGAGUGAGGAGGAGGGAGGGACGGAGGAGAGUGAGGGUGAGGAGGGGGGAGUGGUGGAGGUGGUAGGGGUACGCGGGGAGAGGGAGUGGGUGAGGAACAGGUGGGAGCAGAGAAGGGAGGGAGAGGGAGCGAGAGGGAGAGGGGUGGGUGUGGCAGAAGAAAGAGUGACGUGGAGGGCAGGAGUGGCAGGAGGAGAGGCAAAGGGGGCAGCAGGGGUGUCUGUGGACGAGGCAGUGAUGGAUGGGCUCAUGCUCAUCUUCAUGCAGGCUGGCUACUUCCAGCGUGCACUGGAGGUCGUUGGGGCGAUGGAGCGAGCAGGGUUGGCACCCGAUAAGCUCAAAUACAAGCGCAUGCUCAUCACGUCCCUCUCCUCGCGCCGCCACCGCGCCCUCUCCUCCCUCUCCACCACCACCGCUGCUCCCGAUGAGUUUCCGGGCCUUGCUCUCAAACCUCUCUCGCUCCUAAAGGCGGAUCCAAGCAAGCAAUUUUUGCUGGCUGUUGAUAAUUUUGGCGGCGGCAAUGGCGGCGAUUUGGGCGGCGGAAGUGGCGGAGACCUGGGCGGCGGAAGUGGCGGAGACUUGGGCGGCGGAAGUGGCGGAGACUUGGGCGGCGGAAGUGGCGGAGACUUGGGCGGCGGAAGUGGCGGAGACUUGGGCGGAGGAAGUGGCGGAGACUUGGGCGGCGGAAGUGGCGGAGACUUGGGCGGCGGAAGUGGCGGAGACUUGGGCGGCGGAAGUGGCGGAGACUUGGGCGGCGGAAAUGGCGGAGACUUGGGCGGCGGAGAUACGGGCAGCGGGAAUAGCGGACAGCAGGGCGGACCUGGCGGGCAGCAGGGCGGACCUGGCGGACAGCAGGGUGGACCGGGCGGGCAGCAGGGCGGACCUGACGGACAGCAGGGCGGACCCGGCGGACAGCAGGGCGGACCCGGCGGACAGCAGGGCGGACCCGGCGGACAGCAGGGCGGACCCGGCGGACAGCAGGGCGGACCCGGCGGACAGCAGGGCGGACCCGGCGGACAGCAGGGCGGACCCGGCGGACAGCAGGGCGGACCCGGCGGACAGCAGGGCGGGCCCGGCGGACAGCAGGGCGGAUCGGGCGGGCAGCAGGGCGGACCCGGCGGACAGCAGGGCGGACCUGGCUGGGAGCAGGGCGGGGAUCAGGGCGGACCCGGCGGACAGCAGGGCGGACAGCAAGGCGGACCUGGCGGGCAGCAGGGCGGACCCGGCGGACAGCAGGGGGGACCUGGCGGACAGCAGGGCGGGCAGCAAGGCGGACAGCAGGGUGGACAGCAGGGCGGACCUGGCGGACAGCAGGGCGGACAGCAGGGGGGACAGCAGGGGGGACAGCAGGGGGGACCUGGCGGCGAGCAGGGGGGACAACAGGGCGGACAACAGGGCGGACAGCAGGGCGGACAGCAGGGCGGACAGCAGGGCGGACAACCGGGGGGACAGCAGGGCGGACCUGGCGGACAGCAAGGCGGACAGCUGGGCGGACCUGGCGGACAGCAAGGCGGACAGCAGGGUGGACUGCAGGGCGGACAGCAGGGGGGAUCUGGCGGAGAGCAGGGAGGAUCUGGGAGUUCUAACUUCGCUACUACUCAGAAUGUGAAGGGUGCGAAGGGAGGAAAGGGAGGGAAGGGCGGCAAGGGUGGAAAGGGGGGAAAGGGUGGCAAGGGAGGAAAGAAGUGA